Leucoraja erinaceus (little skate) is the source of this 1156-nucleotide messenger RNA. RefSeq names its product late endosomal/lysosomal adaptor, MAPK and MTOR activator 1 (gene lamtor1). The transcript is spliced from 5 exons. Gene Ontology annotation, biological process: cellular response to amino acid stimulus; regulation of receptor recycling; cholesterol homeostasis. Lineage: Eukaryota; Metazoa; Chordata; Chondrichthyes; Rajiformes; Rajidae. Gene Ontology annotation, cellular component: late endosome membrane; Ragulator complex; lysosome. Bases 74 to 562 code for a protein of 162 amino acids. Gene Ontology annotation, molecular function: guanyl-nucleotide exchange factor activity; molecular adaptor activity. The record is from RefSeq and is a predicted model, not a curated record.
GGAUGUGAGGCUGCGGUUUCCGGGCAGGUCAGGUGACGCUGGGAAGAGGCCGCGGCCGCCGCGCGUCUCCGCCAUGGGCUGUUGCUACAGCAGCGAGGCCGACGGCGGCGAGCAGGACCGCGAGGAAGGGAAGCCGCUGCUAAUCCCAGUCAACAACCCGCCCAGUAAAUCGUCAGGGGGGGCCGACCACAACUACUCCAGUAUUCCAUCCUCCCGGUUUCCCGAUGAACAAGCUCUGCUCAACACUAUCCUCACCAAGACAGCGCAUAACAUCAUUGACGUGUCGGCCGCAGACUCGCAGGGCAUGGAGCAGCACGAGUACAUGGACCGGGCGCGGCAGUACAGUACGAGGCUAGCGAUGAUCAGCGGAUCGGCCCAGGGUAAGCGAGCGAGCACCCUGCCUACGUUAACCAACCAGCCCCACCAGGUGUUGGCCAGUGAACCUGUGCCCUACUCGGACAUCCAGCAGGUGUCUAAACUCGCUGCCUACGCAUCAAGUGCACUUUCUCAGAUCAAGGUGGAUGCCAAGGAGGAUCUGGUGGUCCAGUUUGCCAUCCCCUGACCUCCCGUCAUGGAGCAACCCACUCUGUGAAGACUCUAACACUGGGACUAACUCUCCACAGACCAUCUGCCCCGACAUCUCACCCACAAACCACCCCCUAUAUAUUUUUUUUUUAAGUUAAGCUUGUUUGAAUUUUUCCAUAUUUCCAUCGUUUUUUAUUUUUUGUUUCUUCCCCCCCCCCGUGUGGUUUUUGACACCGUGGCAGACUUUACGAAACACUUCGCCCGCUUUGUAAUCAGCGCCGCUGCUUCGAUGCUCUGCCGUUGUUCCGUGACGAAGGACGUGUCCGCUCCUCCAGCAGCCGUCCGUCUCGGACAGAAUUCAUCGGCUUUCUCUGCCCUGACGUUUCGUGUUGAACCUUGCCUGCUGCUGGUCUGUUUUUUGUUUUUUUUUUUGCAUUUUGUAUCCUAACAACAACGGCGUUUCUGAGGAUUCGUGAAACGCCAGAUUUCUGCUGAGCGAUGAUUGUUUUUUUUUUCCUCUCUCACCCCUUGUCUCUCUGGGGGGGGGUCUGGACUCAUGAGGCGUGUUGGCUGGUGUGAGAUGCUGCAUUACCGCCCCCUUGCCUGUUGUGUGUGUUUGUGAGUGUGUUUG